AUGCGUGCUCUCCCACCCUCCCCGUCUCCUAAGUGCACAGGCAUGCAUGGUUUCACCCUGGGUACAGGUGGAACCAUCUCAUCAUCAUUUCGUUGCGCACGGCCGAAAACCGGCAGAUUGUCCAUAUCAAGAACUACAACUAAAGCUGACAGAUUGUCCACAUCAAGACCCAUAGCUACAGCUGACAGAUUGUCCAUAUCAAGAACCAUAGCUGACAGAUUGUCCAUAUCAAGAACCAUAGCUACAGCUGACAGAUUGUCCACAUCAAGAGCCAUAGCUGACAGAUUGUCCUUAUCAAGAGCCAUAGCUACAGCUGGCAGAUUGUCUAUAUCAAGAGCCAUAGCUACAGCUGAUAGAUUGUCCACAUCAAGAACCAUAGCUACAGCUGGCAGAUUGUCCACAUCAAGAACCAUAGCUACAGCUGACAGAUUGUCUAUAUCAAGAGCCACAGCUACAGCUGGCAGAUUGUCUAUAUCAAGAGCCAUAGCUACAGCUGAUAAAUUGUCCACAUCAAGAACCAUAGCUACAACUGACAGAUUGUCCAUAUCAAGAACCAUAGCUACAGCUGACAGAUUGUCCAUAUCAAGAGCCAUAGCUACAGCUGACAGAUUGUCCACAUCAAGAACCAUAGCUACAGCUGACAGAUUGUCCACAUCAAGAACCAUAGUUGACAGAUUAUCCACAACAAUAGCCAUAGCUACAACUGACAGAUUGUCCAUAUCAAGAACCAUAGCUACAGCUGGCAGAUUGUCCAUAUCAAGAACCAUAGCUACAGCUGACAGAUUGUCUAUAUCAAUAGCCAUAGCUACAGCUGACAGAUUGUCCAUAUCAAGAACCAUAGCUGACAGAUUGUCCAUAUCAAGAACCAUAGCUACAGCUGACAGAUUGUCCACAUCAAGAGCCAUAGCUACAGCUGACAGAUUUUCCAUAUCAAGAGCCAUAGCUACAGCUGGCAGAUUGUCUAUAUCAAGAGCCAUAGCUACAGCUGACAGAUUGUCCACAUCAAGAACCAUAGCUACAGCUGACAGAUUGUCCACAUGAAGAACCAUAGCUACAACUGACAGAUUGUCCAUAUCAAGAACCAUAGCUACAGCUGGCAGAUUGUCCAUAUCAAGAACCAUAACUACAGCUGGCAGAUUGUCCACAUCAAGAGCCAUAGCUACAGCUGGCAGAUUGUCUAUAUCAAUAGCCAUAGCUACAGCUGACAAAUUGUCCAUAUCAAGAACCAUAGCUGACAGAUUGUCCAUAUAAAGAACCAUAGCUACAGCUGAAAGAUUGUCCACAUCAAGAGCCAUAGCUGACAGAUUGCCCAUAUCAAGAGGCAUAGCUGCAGCUGACAGAUUGUCCAUAUCAAGAGCCAUAGCUACAGCUGGCAGAUUGUCCACAUCAAGAACCAUAGCUACAGCUGACAGAUUGUCCACAUCAAGAACCAUAGCUACAGCUGCAGAUUGUCUAUAUCAAUAGCCAUAGCUACAGCUGACAGAUUGUCCAUAUCAAGAACCAUAGCUGACAGAUUGUCCAUAUCAAGAACCAUAACUACAGCUGACAUAUUGUCCACAUCAAGAGCCAUAGCUGACAGAUUGUCCAUAUCAAGAGCCAUAGCUACAGCUGACAGAUUGUCCAUAUCAAGAGCCAUAGCGAUAGCUGGCAGAUUGUCUAUUUCAAGAGCUAUAGCUACAGCUGACAGAUUGUCUACAUCAAGAACCAUAGCUACAGCUGGCAGAUUGUCCACAUCAAGAACCAUAGCUACAACUGACAGAUUGUCCAUAUCAA
Messenger RNA from Petromyzon marinus (sea lamprey), 1773 nucleotides. The record is from RefSeq and is a predicted model, not a curated record. Lineage: Eukaryota; Metazoa; Chordata; Hyperoartia; Petromyzontiformes; Petromyzontidae.